Messenger RNA from Beta vulgaris subsp. vulgaris (sugar beet), 2820 nucleotides. Its product is annotated as pentatricopeptide repeat-containing protein At1g55630. Bases 502 to 1965 code for a protein of 487 amino acids. Gene Ontology annotation, molecular function: protein binding. NCBI's taxonomy places the organism in Eukaryota, Viridiplantae, Streptophyta, Magnoliopsida, Caryophyllales, Amaranthaceae. The record is from RefSeq and is a predicted model, not a curated record. The transcript has 3 exons.
AAUUCAUAAAAAUUAUAGAGCCAAGCAAAAAGAGAGGCAUUGGACUUGUGCCGCCCCUUGAGAUUAACCCCGCUUCUCCACUGCAGUCUGCACUUCAUCUUUGCACAAUUGCAAUUUCCACCUUUCAGUUUCCUCCCAACUCAUAUUCAACAAUCAAUCAACCAAGUAAGUUUUCUCUAUCUUCUUUAAAAUUUAAAAAAACUUACCACCCACUUAACUUAUACUAUACCUCCCUAAAACCCUAAGUUUGAUUCCUAUAUCCAGUUCUUGAAAGUUUCUGUCUUUAGCUUCACUGAAAUAGAAGAUAGGUAUACUAUUCUGUUGAUUGUUCAAUGAAGGAUCUACUUUUAUGAGUUGGGGGUUUUUAAGAUUAAUGGGAUCAUUACAUCUGGUGUUCUACUUAGUUCAAUUUUUAAAUCUGUUUCUGGGUUACUCGAAUUCAUUUAGUUUUUUGAAUUAUUGAGAUAAUGGGAUUUUCCCACUUAUUGAAUCCUGUUGAUUAUGAAAUCUGUCGCUCAAUUUGGUCGAAGGGUUUUGAAUCCUAUCCCAUUUUUGCAUUUGGUAUCACGGGCUUUUUGUAAUUGUAGUUUAGAUAAUGGUAGUGAUAAUGCUAGCAAUAGUUUUGCUCCUAUUGAGAAAUUAAUUAGAGAAUCCUGGGCAAGUUCGGAUUUUGAUCCGGGUUUAGAUAGAGCAAGUAAAGAGGAUGAAAGCCAUUUUCGAGGUAGAAUUGAUGUCGAGCAUAAUUUUUUUGAAAGGACUAUGAAGGAUGCAGAUAGGUUGUUUGAUGUAUUAAGGCAAGAUUGUCCUGGGUUCAAUGUGAAAUUGGAAUUGCAGGAGCUGAAUGUAAGGGUUUCGGGUCUUCUUGUCAGGCAGGUUCUUUUGAAGAUUUUGAAGAUCAUAAAUGAUGAAAACAGGACUUCGUGUGCCAAAUUGGCUUACAAGUUCUUUGUAUGGUCUAGUGAGCACGAUUACUACAGACACACAGUGAACGCAUAUCAUUUGCUGAUGAAAAUUUUUGCAGAGGCUGAGGAGUUUAAACCAAUGUGGCGAUUAGUUGAUGAGAUGACAGAGAAGGGGUACCCGACAACUGCAAGAACCUUUAAUAUUAUGGUCUGUAGUUGUCGUGAGUUAGGAUUGCGAAGAACAGUUGUUGAAAGGUUCAUUAGGUCAAAGACAUUCAACUACCGUCCAUUUAAGCAUUCCUACAAUGCAAUUUUGGUUUGUCUUCUUAAAAUUAACCAACACAGGUUAAUUGAGUGGGUUUAUCAGCAGAUGCUUGCUGAUAGUCAUCUGCCUGACACUCUAACGUAUAAUAUACUCAUCUGUGCACAGUAUAGGCUGGGAAAGAUGGAAGGUGUCCAUCGGUUGCUGGAUGAAAUGGGUAGGAAUGGACUUUCUCCAGAUUUUCAUACUUUUAACAUUCUUCUUCAUGUUCUUGGUAAAGGUGAUAAACCAUACGCGGCGCUCAAUCUUUUGAAUCAUAUGAGGGAAGUUGGAUUAUGUCCAAGUUCCCUCCACUUCACAACCUUGAUUGAUGGUUUGAGCCGAGCAGGAAAUAUGGAUGCUUGCAAGUACUUUUUUGAUGAAAUGAGCAAAAAUGGGUUAAAGCCUGAUGUUGUCAGUUACACUGUUUUGAUCAGUGGGUAUAUAGCAGCAGGGGAGCUAGAGAUGGCCCAGCAGUUGUUCAAUGAUAUGAUCGCAGAUGGACAGCUGCCAAAUGUGUUUACCUACAACUCUAUGAUUCGAGGACUUUGUAUGGCUGAGAGAUUUGAGGAUGCAUGCUCUAUGCUGAAGGAAAUGGAAACGAGAGGUUGCAGCCCAAAUUUUCUUGUGUACAACACCUUAAUUAGAAAUCUCCGGCGCAAUGGGAAGCUUUCUAAAGCUCAUGAAAUAGUGAAAGAUAUGAUCGAGAAGGGACAAUAUCUCCAUCGGAUCUCACGAUUUAAGAGAUAUAGGAGAUACUGAGUUACAGGAAUACGACAUUGUUACUUUAUUCCAGAAGUAUUCAUUGAUUGUUUACACACCUCACAGUCAGUUACCCAUGCUUGUAUUGGAUGUAGUUAAGCGCAUAUGGUGUGUAUCGACUAGUGUGUGGUGCUUUGAAGUACAGUUAGAGCCUCAGAAUUCUACUUAACAACGAGAUCAACAUAAGUACAUUAAGGACAAGAACCUGCCAUUGUAUGGUCCAGUAUAGUUGCUCCCGCAAAAGAUUUGAAUCUUUAAAAGACUCAAGAACUGGUAAAAUAAAUGCUCUAAUGGCCAUAUUUCAGUAAGUCUUUGUAUUUGUAGCUUGAAAUGAUGCUUUAUUGCACGGUAAAUCAUCCCAGUCUUGCUUCUUCCUCUUUUUCUUGUCAGUUGCCAAUACUAGUAUUUACAAUGGUGCAAUCUGGGCUAUGAGAUUCAAUUUUAUGCAAUUUUAUCUUCAGUGAUUUUCCCAUACAACAACUUUGGUUCCUCGGGUGCACUUACAGAUGAAUAGCAGUAAGAUAGAUCAGUGCCAUGAUAGUCAAUCUGUGGUUUUUUUUAAGAGUCAAGUGUAUUUGCGAGCACGAAACUUGUAUGAAGUAUGAUCGCCUAGUGGACCUGCGUCCAUAUUUCUUCCCUUCUGUGAGUUAAGUUUUUGCAGUUUCCUUAAUCAAUAAUGAAUAUCAUCAUCAUCAUAAAGUAAGGGUGGAAACAGAAGGAAGAACUUGUGGAGCAGGUGUCCUUUUGGUUUUUCAGUGCAAUUAUUCCACAAUUGCAAUUGCAUAUCCUGUUAAUUCAUGAUCAUCAGGUGAAACUUUCUGAUGAGUGAUGACGGAUGUGUGUUGGCGUUUACUU